Messenger RNA from Plectropomus leopardus (leopard coralgrouper), 1286 nucleotides. It is a transcript of the gene phlda3, whose product is annotated as pleckstrin homology-like domain, family A, member 3. The record is from RefSeq and is a predicted model, not a curated record. Lineage: Eukaryota; Metazoa; Chordata; Actinopteri; Perciformes; Serranidae. Gene Ontology annotation, biological process: positive regulation of apoptotic process. Gene Ontology annotation, molecular function: phosphatidylinositol phosphate binding.
AAACAUAUCCAGGCAGACCAGCCUGCCAACCUCCACUGACUGCUGUCACUGCUCAUGAAUUGGAUUCAUACACGGACUCUAUGAGAGUGGUUGUACUGGCUGUUAUAAUUGGUUUCAUAGCUCAAACCGAUAUGCUUUCCUGGUGGACACUUGAAAGCGCCAUGUACGCCUAUUAGAUGCGUAUUUAAUGGAUUCGUUUUAAGACGCAUCACUGCUGAAGUUUCGGCUCUGUCUGAAGACUUCGCCUCAGCGUGGCCAUGUCUUUCCCGGCCAAAGUGAUGCGAGACGGGCUGCUGGAGAAGCGCAGCAGCGGGCUCCUCCAGCUGUGGAAGAAGAAGCGCUGCGUGCUCACCGAGGAAGGACUGCGCCUGCACAACUGCAAAGGCGGCGGUGGCGAUGAUGCUCCGAGCGCAGCGUGGAGCUCCAAAGCCAAGGAGCUCCGCUUUGAGCGCAUGGCCACGGUGGACUGCGUGGAGUACAAGCGAGGGCUGGUGUACUUCACGGUGGUCAUGGUUACCGGGAAGGAGAUAGACUUUCGGUGUCCGCAGGACGGCACAGCGUGGAACGCGGAGAUCGCUUUGGCACUGGUGCGCUUUAAAAACCUGCAGGCUGUGCAAACGGGACGGAACAGGCACCUGUCCACAGCACACCUGGGCAGCACUGGGGAGGAUGAGGAGCUCUGACCUAGCACAGCAUUUCUACUUCCUGGAAACAAACCAAUCAGAGUGGAGACCAGCAGAGGACACCACAUCCGUCAGCUUGACUCUGUCGUGCACGACAUGAUGGGAUAUACACUAUGGCCAUCAGUGAAUAUGGAUUGAAGGGCUGAGAACUGGUCUUCCUACAUGACCUUUGUCAUGCUGUCAUACAAGGCAUAGGAAUCUCUUAUACUAAUUUAUAAGCAUGGAUAAAAAAAAAAAAUCUGUCAUGACCUCGCUGCUUGAGGUCAUUGUGGAGACCACUGCAUAAGAAAAAGGUUAUUGUGAAAGAGACUGUGGAUCUAGGACACCCCUUGUGCCUUGAUGUUUCAAACAGAUUUUCCAUUUUGGACAUAAUUUCCCAGCGUUUUCUAACGUUGCUGAAACAGGAGCCAAUUUAUUUCUUGCUUUUCAUGGAAACUGGCUUUAAACCUUUUCUUAUUGAUUGAAUGGAUCUGCAUGCUUUUUCUAAUGUCAAACAUGAAGAAAUAUUUUUGCUCAUAUUCAUUGCACAUUGUAUGCAUAUAUUUGCUGAAACCAUGUACAGUAUUACUCUCUUAAAAAGAUUAAAUACAUUUUUGUUGGUAA